GCCCGUAGGGUUUGAGGCCACGGUUGGCUGCCGGCAGAGCCUGGGCCUACCCCGCCUUGUCCUACAUCUGGUUAGGGGAGAAAGGAGAGGAAGGCCUGGGGAGGAAAGAUCUGAAUGAAAAACACAUCAGCUGGGAGAAGUGAGGCUUCGAACCUGGAGCUAUCCAAUGAGGAGGCCCAGGAGGCUACAGAGUGACUGGAAAUUGUCUACAGUAACCAGCUUGGGGUUGGUGUGAGAACCAGCAAGUGAGGGGAAGAAGAAAAACCACCAGCUAGCCUUCUAAUGGACUCUUAAAGUGACCGGGCCUCCUGCCUUGUCCCCAGGGGAACCUGGAGCCUGUCCUGCCUUACCCCAGGCCAUAAUGAUUCUACGAUUCAUCGCACUUGCUCUGGUGACAGGGCACGUAGCGGGAGAGACGAGGAUCAUCAAGGGUUACGAGUGCACCCCUCACUCCCAGCCAUGGCAGGUGGCCCUCUUUCAGAAGACACGGCUGCUCUGUGGGGCAACCCUCAUCGCCCCCAAAUGGCUCCUGACAGCAGCCCACUGCCGCAAGCCCCAUUACGUGAUCCUCCUCGGGGAGCACAACCUGGAGAAGACAGAUGGCUAUGAGCAGAAGCGGACGGCCACUGAGUCCUUCCCCCACCCCGGCUUCAACAACAGCCUCCCCAACAAAGACCACCGCAAUGACAUAAUGCUUGUGAAGCUGUCGUCUCCUGCCUUCAUCACCCGAGCCGUGCGGCCGCUCACACUGUCCUCACGCUGCGUCGCCCCAGACACCAGCUGCCUCAUUUCUGGAUGGGGCACAACGUCCAGCCCCCAGUUGCGCCUGCCUCAUUCCCUACGAUGUGCCAAUGUCUCCAUCAUCGAACAUAAGGAAUGUGAGAGAGCCUACCCGGGCAACAUCACAGACACCAUGCUGUGCGCCAGCGUUCGGAAAGAGGGCAAGGAUUCCUGUCAGGGUGAUUCUGGAGGUCCUCUGGUCUGUAAUAGAUCUCUGCAAGGCAUCAUUUCCUGGGGGCAGGACCCGUGUGCAGUCACCAGAAAGCCCGGUGUCUACACGAAAGUCUGCAAAUACAUUGACUGGAUCUACCACACUAUGAGAAACAACUAG
Messenger RNA from Acomys russatus (golden spiny mouse), 1111 nucleotides. RefSeq names its product kallikrein related peptidase 11 (gene Klk11). Gene Ontology annotation, molecular function: serine-type endopeptidase activity. The transcript has 6 exons. Bases 362 to 1111 code for a protein of 249 amino acids. Gene Ontology annotation, biological process: proteolysis. Lineage: Eukaryota; Metazoa; Chordata; Mammalia; Rodentia; Muridae. The record is from RefSeq and is a predicted model, not a curated record.